Molecule: messenger RNA, 1223 nt
Organism: Lutzomyia longipalpis
Lineage: Eukaryota; Metazoa; Arthropoda; Insecta; Diptera; Psychodidae
Product: thymidylate synthase
Exons: 1
Coding region: 1-975 (324 amino acids)
Biological process (GO): dTMP biosynthetic process
Cellular component (GO): mitochondrion; cytosol
Molecular function (GO): thymidylate synthase activity
Source: RefSeq, a predicted model, not a curated record
AUGUCCCGGAGCGUCUCUCCAGUAAAAUAUCUUUCCCCAGUAUUUUUGUCAAUUUGUGAUUUUCUACCCGAAAAAAUGAGCCCCAACGGAAUUAAUGGUGAUGCCUCCCAGCACGAUGAGAUGCAGUACCUGCAGUUGAUUGAGCGAAUCAUCGAAACAGGUGCUAAGCGUGAAGAUCGUACAGGUGUGGGAACUCUGUCAAUCUUUGGGGCACAGAUGCGCUUUAAUUUACGCAAUGACGUCUUCCCAUUGCUGACCACGAAGAGAGUCUUCUGGCGCGGUGUUGCUGAGGAGCUUAUUUGGUUCAUUCGCGGAUCGACGGAUGCACGAGAGCUACAGCAGAAGGGCAUCACCAUUUGGAAUGGAAACAGUACCCGGGAGUAUCUGGAUGAGAUGGGCUUCAAGGAUCGCGAAGAGGGUGAUCUGGGGCCUGUUUAUGGGUUCCAAUGGCGUCACUUUGGUGCCCCCUACCGUACAUGCCGUGACACCUACAACGGCCAGGGGGUGGAUCAACUUCAGGAAGUGAUAAAGCUUAUCCGCGAGAAGCCCACUGAUCGUCGAAUCAUCAUGAGUGCAUGGAAUCCUGUGGAUCUCCCCAUUAUGGCGCUCCCACCCUGUCACUGCCUUGUGCAAUUCUACGUGGCCAAUGGGGAGCUCUCGUGCCAAAUGUAUCAACGUUCAGCCGACAUGGGACUGGGGGUACCAUUCAACAUUGCCAGCUAUGCUCUCCUCACACGAAUGAUUGCCCAAAUCACAGAUCUCAAGCCAGGGGACUUCGUGCACACCCUCGGAGAUGCUCAUGUUUACUUGAAUCACGUGGAACCCCUCCGGGAGCAACUGAAGCGCACCCCAAAACCCUUCCCAACACUCCACAUUGCCCGACGCCCAGAAAACAUUGAAGAUUUCACAUUUGAGGACUUUGAGCUACGUAACUACAGCCCCCAUCCGAAAAUUGCCAUGGAGAUGGCUGUUUAGGUUCCCACCAGCAAACUACUAAGGUGUCGAUGGAGCUACAGAGAUGAAGAACAAAGAGGGAAUGCUGAAGAAAAAAAAAACAUUGUAAUGAAGCUUCUAAAUUUGUUCACUUUAUCAGUUUAUGCGGAGAAAUGGGGGCUUCUCGCAUUGAACUUUUGAGAAUAUCCGCUGUGGUUUCUUUAUAAGAAAAAAUACAAUUGAUUCUUUUUUAAAUUUCAAUUUUUAAAUAAUAAAUCUUGUUGAGCUUC